Molecule: messenger RNA, 2190 nt
Organism: Enterobius vermicularis (human pinworm)
Lineage: Eukaryota; Metazoa; Nematoda; Chromadorea; Rhabditida; Oxyuridae
Source: the annotation of a GenBank genome assembly
UUUUCAGACUCAGUAGCUCUUUCGAUUCAGGAUGAUGUUGCGAUUGUAAAAUUAAACUGCAAGAAUGUCAAGGAAAACACAUUAAAUAAGUCAGUCUCAGAGGAGCUGAAAAAGGCACUAGAACGUAUACAGUCUGAUAGCGGUAUACGAAGUGCAGUAAUAAUUUCUGGCAAACCUAACAGCUUUAUAGCUGGUGCUGAUAUUGACAUGUUGUCAAAGGGUAAGUCUGCGACUGAUGUGGAAAAGUUGUCUCAGGAGGCGCAGCGUGAGUUUGCUCAAAUUGAAUCUUCUAGAAAGCCUAUUGUAGCUGCAAUUAUGGGGACGUGCAUGGGCGGUGGCCUUGAACUAGCUAUGGCGUGUCAAUAUCGAAUUGCUGUUAAUACAGCCAAGACUCAAUUAGGCCUUCCCGAGGUAAUGCUUGGGUUGUUACCUGGAGCUGGGGGGACUCAGAGGUUGCCAAAAUUAGUAUCAAUAUCGACAGCUUUGGAUAUGAUGCUGACCGGAAAAGCUUUGAAACCUUCCAAAGCCAAGAAAGUUGGCUUGGUCGAUCAUGUUAUUGAUCCGAUUGGUGGUGGUUUAAAAAACUAUGAGGAAAACAACCUUGACUAUUUGGAAAAGGUAGCAGUUUCUGUUGCUAAACAGUUAGCGACGGGAGCUUUGAAGCCUGAUAGAACAAGGCCGUUUUUGGAACGGACUGUAAAUUACUUUUUAACAAGACCUCCGCUCUUGGAAAAAGUUCUUCUGAGAACUGUUACCAAAAAGGUCAUGAGUCAGACAGCUGGGAAUUAUCCUGCCCCUUUGAGGAUUUUAGAUGUUGUAAAAUCGGGGCUUAACACAAGUGAUGGUAGCGGGUAUGACAGAGAAUCGAGGGCAUUUGGUGAGCUUUCUCAAACGUCGCAAAGUAAAGCCCUUGUAGGAAUAUUUAACAGUUCUACUGCGUGCAAAAAGAAUAAGUGGGGAAAGCUAGAGAAAGAUAUAAAUAAGAUUGCUGUUGUUGGUGCUGGACUUAUGGGUGCUGGGAUAACAAAUGUUACCGUUGAUAAGGGGAUCAAAACGACCUUAAUUGAUAUGCACGAUGAAGGGUUAGCCAGAGGUUUAAACCAGAUUUAUUCACAUCUAAAUACAGCGUAUAAAAGGAAGAAAAUUGGCAUUGUGGAGAGAGAUAGAUCUAUGGCAUAUGUGAAACCUACAACUACAUAUGAGGAUCUUCAAGACUGUGACGUUGUUGUAGAAGCGGUUUUUGAAGAGAUCGGGCUAAAGCAUAAAAUCAUUACACAGCUUGAAUCUGUGGUCUCUGAUAAAUGUGUGAUUGCGUCAAAUACGUCAGCCUUACCAAUUAAAGAAAUAGCAUCUGUUGCCAGGAAACCUGAACGUAUUAUCGGAAUGCACUAUUUCUCUCCUGUUGAGAAGAUGCAACUGCUGGAAAUUAUCACAACAGAAAAAACUAGCAAAGAAACUCUAAAAGUCGCUGCGAAUCUGGGUCUUAGACAGAAGAAGCUAGUAGUAGUAGUAAAAGACUGUCCGGGUUUCUUUGUUGUCCGGUGUCUUGCCCCUAUGAUGAGUGAAGUUAGCCGUUUGAUACAAGAAGGUGUCAGCCCGGAAGAACUGGAUAAGCUAACGAAGAGUUAUGGUUUUCCAGUAGGUGCUGCGACUCUCGGUGAUGAAGUCGGCUUGGACGUCGCUGAGCAUGUGGCCCACUUCUUGGGGGAGGCUCUUGGACCAAGGAUGGGUGGUGGUUCUGUGAGUCUUCUUUCCGAAAUGGUUUCCAGUGGGUUCAAAGGACGAAAGUCAGGGAAAGGUUAUUAUAUUUACGGUAAAGGGAAGAAAGGGAAGAAGAUGAAUGAUGCUGCAUUGAAGAUUAUCUCCAGACAUAGAAUAACCGCCCCAGCAGCUGUAAGCGGUACGGAAGACCAGCAGUUACGUAUUAUUUGCCGAUACAUUAAUGAAGCAGCUAUUUGUUUACAAGAAAAUGUCAUCUCUUCGCCGUCCGAUGGUGACGUAGCUUCAGUGUUCGGUAUCGGCUUCCCUCCAUUUUGGGGUGGCCCUUUCCGCUUUAUUGACUUGUACGGCGCUGACAAGUUGAUCAAAAACAUGUCGAGGUUUGCAGAAGCUUACUCAGCGGAACAAUUCCAGCCAGCUCAGUUACUGAUUGAUCAUGCGAAAGAAAAGAAAAAGUUUUACCCAGGGUGA